This is a messenger RNA of Penicillium angulare, 738 nucleotides long. RefSeq lists its product as uncharacterized. NCBI's taxonomy places the organism in Eukaryota, Fungi, Ascomycota, Eurotiomycetes, Eurotiales, Aspergillaceae. The transcript has a single exon. The record is from RefSeq and is a predicted model, not a curated record. The coding region runs from base 1 to 738 and encodes 245 amino acids.
AUGAUAGGGUCCUCUGAUGUCUCGGAAACACCCAGAGUGCGUUAUGAAGGCUACAAAUUCUUCAAGGCAGAUCCCAUUCCAGGGCAGAGGCCGACGUGGACAAAGGUUGAACGCAUGGAGAUGCAUUUGAGUGAGGGUGAGCUAUGUAAAAAGGUCCAGAAACGUGCGAACAAAGUAUCGGCAGCGCAGCAAUAUCAGAAUCUGUCAAAAGCCUGCCAAGCGCACAUUAACCAACUUAUUCACGAGAAGCGACAAACUAAUAUCAAGGGAGAUUGGAGUUGUGUUUACGCAAAACAACGCGAAAGGCCAUCAAAGCCUCGCAAUGCUCGUCCAAGUGACUAUGAGAUUGUCUCUAUGCAGGUUAUCCUGAUGCAAAGGCCUCUGCAGACAACCUCAUACCCAAGGACACCAAUGGGAGACCUCGUAGACUUGGAGCCACACUUCGGAAGCUCUUUUCAGCAAGAUGAGUCUGAUGGUGGAGAAGACAGUCUUGAAACGGCAAAUUGGAAGUUGAAGUCCAAAUCAAGUCAACCCAGACAUCGGUCUCUACCUCCAUAUCGGCGGCCACGAAGUAAUCAGAUGUGGCGCUCGGGGACGACAGCUGAGGGAGAUCAGACCAUCCCAGAGCUACCAACUCGUCCAUUCACAUCAAAUAUAGCCCCUGAGCUCAAUGAGAGCAAUUGUAGCAAAGAAAGCUGGCCUUUAAACGCGAAGAAAGCUGCAAUGAAAGAAAAGUAA